AUGUGGUGGAAUGCAACAGUGGUAUAUGAUGAAGUGGGGAAGAGAAUUGUAGCGACAACCGGUCAACAUCAUUUGAGUGAAACUUUCCAGAGAUCUCUAUGUCUGAAUGACUGGAAAUGUAUUCGCAACUUUACUGUGGUGAUUGACCAAUCCGAGAUACGCUUGACGAGGAUCAGAGCAAAGAUAGUCCUCAUAGGGAGAACAAAAGUCACCCGAGCUGUAGAUCCAAAGGUUUAUCAACUGAUGGAUUUGGUGAAAUUUGAAGACGUGGUCCAUCGUAGUAGCGCAAUGGGUGGAACUUAUCAUGUUGGAAAGUACAAAAUACACGUUGAAAAUCCGGGAAAGAUUUCAUCGUUCCAGUUUAAUCCACCAUGGACAGUGAACUGCCAUGCUGACAGAUUUUGUGAAGAGACGUGGAGGAUUGAAGCUGAAGAAAUGAGCGAAGAUGAUGGAUCUUCGCGCAAUGACGAGCUCUUCCAGUGA
This is a messenger RNA of Microthlaspi erraticum, 483 nucleotides long. The record is from the annotation of a GenBank genome assembly. Lineage: Eukaryota; Viridiplantae; Streptophyta; Magnoliopsida; Brassicales; Brassicaceae.